Molecule: messenger RNA, 1543 nt
Organism: Zerene cesonia (dogface butterfly)
Lineage: Eukaryota; Metazoa; Arthropoda; Insecta; Lepidoptera; Pieridae
Product: trans-1,2-dihydrobenzene-1,2-diol dehydrogenase-like
Exons: 6
Coding region: 306-1307 (333 amino acids)
Molecular function (GO): nucleotide binding
Source: RefSeq, a predicted model, not a curated record
AUCAUUUGCGCGGUACGAAAUAAAAAUCUCAAUACUCGAUAGUUGAUACAUCUACAAGUAGCGAUAAAAACACGCGAUUUAUUUUGAUAUUAUAAGAUAACACGUAGAAAAUGUGCUUAUCUCGUUUCAUACAACAGUGCCUUUGUAUUGUGUACACAUUUUUUAAAUGAGUGUUUAAUUACGCUUGUUGCGGUGAUCGCGAUCUAAUUUCACGUAAUAAGCGUUUAUAGCGGUGACAGAAGCAUUAGUUCUGCCGUGUGUGGCGUUUGUAAAUAUAGGUUUAAACUAGAGUCGGACAUUUUUCGAUGAGUUUGCAACUGCGUUGGGGUAUUGUCGGGGUCGGUAUGAUCACCCACGACUUCUUAACAGCAAUGGCUUCCAUGUCCCCCGAGCAGCACCGAGUCGUAGCUAUAGCCGGCAAAGACCUAGAUCGUGUGCACAGAUUGGCCACGCUCCAUAAAAUCGCAACGGCAUACGAAGGCUACGAAUCGUUAGCGCACGACACCUCAGUAGACAUUGUUUUCGUCAGCGUACUUAAUUUGCAACAUUUCGAGAUAACUAAGUUAAUGCUAGAGAAUGGUAAGCACGUUUUGUGUGAGAAGCCAAUGGGAAUGUGUUACAAGCAGACGAAGUCUCUUGUGGACUUGGCGCGCGAAAAGAAGCUAUUUCUUCUCGAAGGGAUGUGGUCGCGGUUCUUUCCUGCUUACGACGCUUUGGAUAAACAUAUAUCGGCUGGUGGGCUUGGGGACAUCUAUCAUAUAAAUAUACAGUUUGGGGUGGAAAUAAGUGACUUAGAACGAAACUUAAUGAAAGAUUUAGGUGGCGGCGCGGUAUUGGAUUUAGGGGUUUACAUGCUUCAGUUCCUCCAAUUUAUAUACAAAGAACCGCCAACCGAUAUCAUGUGCACCGGCCAUAUAAGUAAGGCCGGUGUGGACGAGUCCGUGUCUUGUGCACUGAAAUAUACGGACGGACGAACUGCAACUAUCGCCGCUCAGACGAGAGCCACGCUGACAAAUAGGGCGGAGAUAACAGGAACUAAAGGGACCAUAGCGAUGGAUUACUUUUGGUGUCCAACAGUACUUCACAUAUCAGCCGCUAACAGUACGGAAUGGACUUUACCGAAGGGGAAGUUCAAAUUCAACUUUCACAACAGCGCCGGACUCGGCUACCAAAUUCAGGAGUGCUGGAAUUGUAUUAAUGAAGGUUUACUCGAAAGUCCAAAAAUGAGCCUCGACGAGAGCAUCUUGCUAGCUAAACUGAUGGAUACAAUGAGAACCCAAAUCGGAGUAAUUGAUUCAGCGCUCUAAGCCAUAGCAAUAAGAUACAAAUUGCCUUAUGCCAGUAAUCUAGACAAUAAGUCACGCCUCAAAAUAUCGGCAUCUAUUCGACUGUAUACGCAAAUUGAAGUAUUAAUAAUACGUAAUAAUAUACGAGCCUGAAGCUACGUGCUAGUUCAGUAUUUACCUCAACAAACUGUGAUUUUAAAUGUCUUAUGACACCACGUUGUAAAUUAUAUUUACAAAUAAUAUACGCUAUUUAUUGA